AUGAGCACUAGGCUCUCGCAAAGUUCGCUGGAACUGUCAGAGAACAACCCCAUCUCUAGUCUAGGCGGGAUGGCUCUGGAUUCUUUCGAUGUCACAUGUUCCCGCAACCCCGACCACGGCUCUGAGACGCAUAGCUUGGACGGUUCCAUGGGCUUGCAGCAAUCCUUAGUAGAUGGGGGAGGUGAACCCAUUCCGUCGCGACUAUUGAUGCCUUCAACCAACAUCCCGGAUACGGUACCGGAUCGUCAAGCCAUCGGUGGUAGCGGCCCAAGACAACAUGAAGAUACCAGCCCUCGGCAUGAUGGCAACUCGACAGCAUCGCCGUCAGCCCAGGUCAACUGGGAAGACCCUGAAGAGGAGCAUCUCAUCAGGCACUACCGGCAGACCGUGUCGAAAGUCCUGAUGCCCAUUUCAAACCAUUCCAAUAACCAUUGGGCGCAUCUCUACCUACCACUGGCGCUGGAGAGCCCAGCCUGCGUGGCAACGUCGGCUCUCCGCAACGCAACCCUCGCCGUCUCAGCCUUGCAUCUGUCGCAGAGUCCGGAUGCACCCCCAAGCUCAACUCUCUCUGCCAAGGCCUCGUCCCACACAAUCGAAGCAAAGCGGCUUAUCAAGGAGUCACUAGAAAGUCAGCCCCCAGAGUCCAAACCUCAUAAGCUUGCACUGUUGGCCGCCACCCUCACUCUCAUUACGAUGCACGGCUACGACUCUAGGCAGGAUGACUUCAAGGAGUACUUUGACCUGGCACGAGAGGUCAUGGAAGCCACAGGUUCCAUUGCCUUCUGGAAGUCGCCCGGCGAAUGCAGCACGCUCUUCCAGAUAUUCCGAGGCUACGAAGUAAUUGCCACAACCGCGCAAGAGCGGUCGUCUGCUCGGGUGGUCGAGGGCGAGAAUGAAGAGGGCGAGCCUUCACUGGAGACACCGACAUGGUCCCUGAAUGAGAUGGGCUGCGCCGGGGCGGCCGAAUCUGAGGACUCAGGCUCCUCAGCUUCUCAAGAAGUCUUCUCUCCGGGUGAGCAGUAUGUUCUAGACAGCUCCUUUGGCGUCGGCAUUCAGACGAUUUCUCUCUUGCACCGAAUCCUGCGCAUGGACCGGCAGUUCUCCCGCUGGAACCCCAGCCGUGGCGACGAUAUGCAGCUGAUAGGGGACUUUGAGCAGGUCAGGCAGCAGCUAUACGACAUCUCAACCAACCCCGAGGCCUUCAACUCCAACCUGUCGUCCCGCGAUGCCAACUACGGCCAGGCGGGCGAUGUAUGGUCUCGCGAUCCGCUCGACGGAGUCACCGUGGAAAGCCCGCUGCUCCCCGCCAUGCUGCGCGACGAGCUCCUGGAGAACCACCAGUGGGCCUUCCACUACGCCGUCAUCCUCUUCUUCGGCCGCCUGUUCGAGACGCCGCAGUCCAUCCGCUGGAACGCCCGGUACAUUGGUAACGGCGAGCCGACAUGGACAAAGUCCAAGAGCCCCUUUACCAACUACCAGCUUCUGGUGGCGCGCGUCUUCGACCACCUCGAGAACCUCGAGUCCCUCACGCGCGGCACCACGGUCCUGCCGGCCAACACCCUCUGGCCCGCCUUCAUCGCCGGCGUCGAGGCUAUCGACGUCGACAAUCGGCAGAGGGCGCUGCUGUGGUUCCGCCGCGCGUCCAAGAGGCGGUUCGGCAACGUCGCUCGGGCCAAGCAGCUGCUUCUCGAGGUCUGGAGGCGGGUUGACCGCAACAUUGACUCGAGCGGCCAUCUCCCUCGUUCUUCGCAGAGCUUGAGCGGGGUUGAUUGGAGGCAUGUUAUGAGGGAGCGGGGGCCUCCGAUUAUGCUUACUUGA
Clonostachys byssicola is the source of this 1818-nucleotide messenger RNA. The record is from the annotation of a GenBank genome assembly. NCBI's taxonomy places the organism in Eukaryota, Fungi, Ascomycota, Sordariomycetes, Hypocreales, Bionectriaceae.